Vicia faba (fava bean) is the source of this 294-nucleotide messenger RNA. The record is from the annotation of a GenBank genome assembly. NCBI's taxonomy places the organism in Eukaryota, Viridiplantae, Streptophyta, Magnoliopsida, Fabales, Fabaceae.
AUGCGAGCCAAUGAUGCAAAUAAGGAAGAAGAACAAAGAAUCACUUAUAUACCAGAGACACUAUUGUGGCUUCUUCGUCGGAGUCAAGAUCAAGUGGAAGACCAGAAUACUUUUCAGGUAACUAUUCUUGUGCUAUUCUCAUUUCUACUACCAAUUCCUCUUCUACCGAUUCUUCUUUGUUUUCCGCCUUUUGGUAUUUGUGUUAUUGAGCGUUUCAUUGAGAGUUCAAGAGUUGAUGAUGAUGAUUGCGUUUUUGCAAAGAUCUUGAUUGUUAUUGCAGAUGAAGAUUGUUGA